Molecule: messenger RNA, 773 nt
Organism: Rotaria sordida
Lineage: Eukaryota; Metazoa; Rotifera; Eurotatoria; Philodinida; Philodinidae
Source: the annotation of a GenBank genome assembly
CGUAUAAACAAACAACCAAUUUACAUAAUUAGAAUACCAAGUAAAAGUAUAAAUUCAACAAGAAAAGCAAUUAAUAAAAUAUUAUGCUUAUCCAUUGUAUUAUGUUGAUAUCUCUUAAUAAUAAAUGUAAAACAAAAUAGACGAAGCAGAGAACAUAACAACAAUAAGAAAAAAACCAGACUUUUAUUAUCAUUUGCUUUCAUAGAGGUCAUGCAAAAUCCAAUGAAACAGUUUUAAUUCAUGGUGCUAGUGGAGGAGUUGGUAUUGCAGCUGUACAAUUGGCAAAAUCACUUGGUUUACGUGUUAUUGGUACAGCAUCUACUGAACAAGGUUUGCAAGCAGUACAUAAUCAAGGUGCUGAUCUUGUAUUCAAUCAUAAACAAGAAGGAUAUCUUAAAGAUAUCGCAAACACUUCAAUAAAUAAUGGAGGAGUUGAUUUAAUAAUUGAAAUGUUAGCAAAUGUUAAUUUAAAUAAUGAUUUGCAAUUGCUUAGAUCGCAUGUUGGUCGUGUUGUUGUUGUCGGUAAUCGUGGUACAAUUGAUAUUAAUCCUCGACUUUUAAUGAUGAAAGAAACAAGUGUCCAUGGUGUUAGUUUAUUUAGUUCAAGUGAAGAUGAAAUUCAAAUGAUAAAUGCUUAUUUACAAUUUGGUCUUAAAAAUGGUAUUUUAAAACCACUUCUCGGUCAAACAUAUCCAUUAGAACAAGCAGCACAAGCUCAUACAGAUGUUGUUUUUAAUAGUGGUGCAUGUGGAAGACUUACACUUAAAAUAUAA